Molecule: messenger RNA, 1809 nt
Organism: Talaromyces rugulosus
Lineage: Eukaryota; Fungi; Ascomycota; Eurotiomycetes; Eurotiales; Trichocomaceae
Exons: 2
Coding region: 1-1809 (602 amino acids)
Source: RefSeq, a predicted model, not a curated record
AUGGCAAUUGCAUCUGAAGAAAACAGCGCCAUCAAGGUCACCGAUGUCGACAUGCGUUGGCCAUAUCGCGCCGGAUACCCACGCCUCUGUGCACAGCCAGUCGGCACGCGUUUCCUUCCUGAAGGAAACCCCAUUCUCGCUUCAUUAAACCUCCUAGAGCUGCGUGCACAGGUCAAGGAGGUCCUUGAUGAGCAUAGUAUCGCUCUUCGCAGCUUUACCUGGGACAACAUCGCUCACCCAAUCCAACUCGCUUAUCGUGCGUACGAUCAUGAGUUGGACACCCCCUCUCCAACCCAGAUUCGUUUGAUCGUCCGUUGUAUUUACGAAAAGGAGGCAAGCAAUAGUGUGACAUGGGUAUUAGCGAUUCCCAAGAUCUACAAAGUCAUCAAGACACUAGCCAGCCAAGUCACCGGGAUGGAAUUAUUCGACCAUGAAUACAUGAAAUCCUGCCAAUUAUGCGAGCUCCCUGCUACCGACAAAAGCCUCGUCCCAGAGUGGGAAAAGGAAGGGGGUUAUCGAGAAAAGGUCCUGGAGAUCUUUGACGGUUAUCCUCGAAUGUUCCAGGUGAUGAUGCCUAUAGGGUUGCGUGCAGUUGGUCCGAGAGCGUCUGAUCAUGAAAUAGUCCUUUUUUUGAGUGCCAUCAACGCCGAGGAUGACCGAUGGGCCAAAAUACAGGAUAAGCUUCAAUCUAUACUCCCGGAGAACAUUGGCAUCGAAAUUCGACAGAGCGUCGGCCCAUUACUUUACAACGAUUUCUUCCGACCCUUCUUGCCUGGAGAUGCAACCGAAUUAAAUCGGCCGCCGAAACCAGGCAACAAGAUUAGCCCGCAGACCGAGACCGAGAGGCAGAAUCUGUUGAAUGGAACCCCCACGGCCGAGGCUGACUUCCUUCCUGGGGGGAGACUGGGUGGCUAUGUCACAACACAAAACGAGGAGACAAAGAUACAAACCACCUACGGCCUCACAAGUGGGCACGUAGUUCUUCCAACUUCCGAUCGAGAAGUCACAUAUAAAAAACAGCACUACCAAAAUGGACAUCCGAUCGCGAUUCAAUCACCAUCCGGAAAAACUCGUCAAAAAUAUGCAUAUCGCCCGACUGAGCAUAUUGCACACCUUGAAUCAAAUAAUCUUCGGGUCCAGGAGGUAUACGAGGCAACCAAGGAUCCGGGGACAGCCCAGAAAUGUGAACGUCUUUUGAGGAAGACUCAACUAGAGCUUGACGCCGCCAGGAAUAACCUAAGAACGGCGCAACAACAAAACCCGUGCAUCAGAUCAGUCGCGGCUGCUACACUUUCCUGCCGGAAGUAUGUGUUGAGCCCAGUCCAAAAUAAAUUGAUGAUGGAUGUUGCGUUGGUCGACGUCGGCUCUGCUGUCCCAGAGUCCCGAAAUGAAUGGGACGUUGGUACCGACCGGGCCAUGUGUGACACCUGGGAUGUUGACGGGCUGGGAAAUGGCAUUGAUUUUGUUGCGAAAUUAGGCGAAACAGGGCUCAAACAUCAGGGUGUGGUAAACCCCUUCAAGGCCGAUAUAAUGUUCGACUCAUUCGACGGCAAUGACGGGAAUCUGGUGUCUGCAUGGACCGUUUCGCCUGUAUGGGAAUCGAAUCAUAGAACCGAAACUUUUGCAACACCAGGAGACUCGGGCACGUUUAUUGUGAGCUUAUACGACUGGGGAAGACCACUCCCCUUGGAAAAACUUCUCGCCGAAGUUCCGCCUUCAUUGUUGGCUUGUUGUUUGGUGGCUGUAUAUCGACUGGGUUGGGCUUCUUUAUUCCCUUUGACGCUGUCAAGGACGAAAUCGAGAACCUGA